CCAGGACCGGCACAUUGUUCCCCGCCCCCCGCCCGGGCCGCCGCCGCCACCCGCCUAUAAAAACCGGCCGAGCCCCGAAAGGUGCGGAUGCUUCUCACCGAGCGACGCGGCAUCAGCGCCCGGGACCCGGCUUUCCACGGCGGCGUUUCGGGGUCGGCUCCUCCAGGAACUCCAGCUACGCUCUGAGAGCCGAGGGAGAGAGGACCCUGCGAAGGCAGCGACUGUGCCCCGGGGCCAUGGACUCGGACGCCAGCCUGGUGUCCAGCCGCCCGUCGUCGCCGGAACCCGAUGACCUUUUCCUGCCGGCCCGGAGCAAGGGCAGCAGCGGCGGCGGCUUCACGGGGGGCACUGUGUCCUCGUCCACGCCGAGCGACUGCCCGCCGGAGCUGAGCGCCGAGCUGCGCGGAGCCAUGGGCGCGGCGGGUGCGCACCCCGGGGACAAGCUGGGCGGCGGCGGCGGCUUCAAGUCCUCCUCGUCCAGCACCUCGUCAUCCACGUCGGCGGCGGCCGCGUCGUCCACCAAGAAAGACAAGAAACAGAUGACCGAGCCGGAGCUGCAGCAGCUGCGGCUGAAAAUCAACAGCCGCGAGCGCAAGCGCAUGCACGACCUCAACAUCGCCAUGGACGGGCUGCGCGAGGUCAUGCCGUACGCGCACGGCCCGUCGGUGCGCAAGCUCUCCAAAAUCGCCACGCUGCUGCUGGCGCGUAACUACAUCCUCAUGCUCACCAACUCGCUGGAGGAGAUGAAGCGCCUGGUGAGCGAAAUCUACGGCGGCCACCACGCCGGCUUCCACCCGUCGGCCUGCGGUGGCCUGGCGCACUCGGCGCCGCUGCCCGCCGCCACCGCACACCCGGCGGCCGCAGCGCACGCGGCGCACCACCCGGCGGUCCACCACCCCAUCCUGCCACCUGCCGCGGCCGCCGCUGCCGCCGCCGCCGCGGCCGCCGCCGUAUCCAGCGCGUCUCUGCCUGGCUCCGGGCUGUCGUCGGUCGGCUCUAUCCGGCCCCCGCACGGCCUGCUCAAGUCUCCGUCGGCCGCCGCCGCCGCCGCCGCCCCGCUGGGGGGUGGCGGCGGCGGCGGCGGGGGCAGCGGGGGCUUCCAGCACUGGGGCGGCAUGCCGUGCCCCUGCAGCAUGUGUCAGGUGCCGCCCCCGCACCACCACGUGUCGGCCAUGGGCGCGGGCAGCCUGCCGCGCCUCACCUCGGACGCCAAGUGAGCCCGCGAUGCCGGCGCGUUCCGCCCAGCUUGUGGGGAGGGAGGGAGGGACCCGGAGGCCGCGGGGAAACGGAGCCUGCCCGGCGCUCUGGGCGCUGAACCUCGGGCUGCGGGUGGGGGGUGGGGUGGGGGAGACUCCAGCACGUGGCAGCCGCACCACCGGGGCGGGCACAGACCCCUGAACAGGGCUCGCGGAGCCCUCGGUGGCUAUAACCCGCGCGGGUUGUGUAGACUGCAUCGUGUAAGAAGGCCGCUGCUACGUGCGUCCCAGCCCCAGGAACAAAUUCUAAAACCCGGGUUUCCGGAGAGCACGGCUGGACUCCCCGACUCGACCAGGGCGGCGCUUGGUGGGAGGGCGGGGGCUGGGGGACACGUUGGGGCCUCCCUCGCCUGCUCUCUCUGGGCCGAUGGGAGACUCCCUGGACCCUUCAGGGCCGACGAGUUGGUUCGAAGCUCGCGUUCCGUAGCCGAGGCACUUGGGGUCGUGUCCAGUCCGAGUUUCUGGCUGCACCCACGGGGUCCAAGACCUGCGACCGUUCGUUCUUCUCUGUGUCUCCUGUUGAUUUGGGAGUUUGUGCUUUUCUAAUAAAUCUGUGGAUUUUUUUUAUUAUUAUUUCAAAAGUGUGAGCAAGCGUUAUAGACGCUCAGAAUAGAACCACUUGUGGAUUGGAGCAACGUCCUCCCCCCAAGUAUCGAUCGUGGAAGGGGGAGGGCGUUUGGUUUUCCAGUUGUUUAAAAA
This is a messenger RNA of Oryctolagus cuniculus (rabbit), 1955 nucleotides long. NCBI's taxonomy places the organism in Eukaryota, Metazoa, Chordata, Mammalia, Lagomorpha, Leporidae. The record is from RefSeq and is a predicted model, not a curated record.